Messenger RNA from Blastomyces dermatitidis ER-3, 342 nucleotides. RefSeq lists its product as uncharacterized. The record is from RefSeq and is a predicted model, not a curated record. Bases 1 to 342 code for a protein of 113 amino acids. The transcript has 2 exons. Lineage: Eukaryota; Fungi; Ascomycota; Eurotiomycetes; Onygenales; Ajellomycetaceae.
AUGCAGAACCUCUCAGAGGGUUUACUCAAAGCAGUAAGAAAAGCAGCUGAGACUGUCAAACCAGAAUUGAAGCUCUAUCAAGCAUUCACUAUGAAGAGCUUCACUGACACAAUCACCAUCAUCAAUAAGAAUAGAGAAAACCAGAUCUUAGGUCUGCAGCAGGAGAUCAAAUGUUUACACAGACAGGUGACUACACUGAACCUGAAGAUCUCAUCACAAUCAUUUAUAAUCUCUUCAGAAGUGUACACAUUAUCAGAGAUCACUGCACAGAAUGAGAAUCUGAGCAUGAAAUAUAUCAAGUCAGAAGAUCUGCUGAAGUCAUCAAGUUUUAAUAGUGACUGA